AUGCGCUCAGCACACGCUGUGUCGCAGCGCGAUAUGAACGGAAGUACUAUGUCGGCAGCGGACGAUCAACAAUCAGUUAUAAAAGAAGCAGAAACAUCCGCUGGAGCCACAGCAGGACAAACAGCGAUUAGGACAGCGGGAACAGUAGCACGAAAAUCAACGGGAGCAGUGGAUUCCAGAAUGGUUCGCUCAGAAAGUGCGUUUGCAGCUGUAAGCUCUGACCCAGUGGCAGUAACAGCGACCGGUGGCUUUCGGUUUGUGGAAAACGGAGGACGACCAAUCGACAGAUCACGACCGUUGAGGUUUCCUGACGCUGUUCGUCUUCAUGAUAGCCUCAGUGCUCACAAUGUGCGUUCCUAA
Gongylonema pulchrum is the source of this 360-nucleotide messenger RNA. NCBI's taxonomy places the organism in Eukaryota, Metazoa, Nematoda, Chromadorea, Rhabditida, Gongylonematidae. The record is from the annotation of a GenBank genome assembly.